Pseudonaja textilis is the source of this 2371-nucleotide messenger RNA. The record is from RefSeq and is a predicted model, not a curated record. Lineage: Eukaryota; Metazoa; Chordata; Lepidosauria; Squamata; Elapidae.
GCUGUUGACGAAUGAGAGCGGACUGUGGCUUAGCGCAUGCGCAGUAAAGAAGGGCCUAGGCUUCGCGGACAAUCCCAGCCGUCCUGACCGGCGUGCUAGUUUGAGGGAGAAGGAUUGAUAGGACCAAGAUGAGUUUGUUUGGGUCAACAUCAGGAUUUGGAACUGGAGGCACCAGUAUGUUUGGCAGCACUGCUACAGAUAAUCACAACCCAAUGAAGGAUAUUGAAGUUACUUCCCCACCUGAUGACAGCAUAGGUUGUUUGGCUUUCAGCCCACCAACAUUGCCGGGUAAUUUCCUUAUUGCAGGAUCAUGGGCAAAUGAUGUUCGUUGUUGGGAAAUCCAAGAUAACGGACAAACUAUUCCAAAAGCCCAACAGAUGCAUACAGGACCAGUACUAGAUGUUUGCUGGAGUGAUGAUGGAAGUAAAGUAUUCACAGGGUCCUGUGACAAAACAGCCAAAAUGUGGGAUCUUAACAGUAAUCAAGCAAUACAAAUCGCACAGCAUGAAGCUCCUGUAAAGACAGUCCAUUGGAUUAAAGCACCAAAUUAUAGUUGUGUGAUGACUGGAAGUUGGGAUAAAACAUUAAAGUUUUGGGAUACACGAACCCCCACUCCAAUGAUGACGCUGCAGCUGCCUGAACGAUGCUAUUGUGCCGAUGUGAUAUAUCCCAUGGCUGUUGUUGCUACUGCAGAAAGGGGCUUGAUAGUUUAUCAGUUAGAGAAUCAGCCUUCUGAAUUUAGAAGGAUAGACUCUCCACUUAAACAUCAGCAUCGCUGUGUGGCUAUUUUCAAAGACAAAGUGAACAAACCAACAGGCUUUGCCCUUGGAAGUAUCGAAGGAAGAGUUGCCAUUCAUUAUAUUAACCCACCAAAUCCCGCCAAAGACAACUUUACGUUCAAAUGCCAUCGAUCCAAUGGUACAAACACAUCUGCACCUCAGGAUAUCUAUGCAGUAAAUGGGAUUGCUUUCCAUCCUGUCCAUGGCACUCUUGCAACUGUGGGGUCUGAUGGCAGAUUCAGUUUCUGGGAUAAAGAUGCACGGACAAAGCUAAAAACAUCUGAACAGCUAGACCAGCCAAUAUCUGCUUGCUGCUUCAACCAUAAUGGCAACAUAUUUGCAUAUGCUUCUAGUUAUGACUGGUCAAAGGGGCAUGAAUUCUAUAAUCCCCAAAAGAAAAACUAUAUUUUUCUGCGCAACGCUGCUGAAGAACUAAAACCUAGAAAUAAAAAGUAAGGCAAAAUCCUUGCAUUAGAUCAAGAGACAAUAGUUGCAUCUUUUAAAGGUACUUAACAGUUUGAAAAACAUAUUAUGCAGAAAAUCUGAAACACCCCCCCCCUUUUUCCCCCUUGAUGGAGGUAAAAGAAAGGCUAACAACUGGGAUCAAGGAAAUAAACCUAAAAAGACAGCUGUGAUUGAAGACAUUUUGUAUAUUUUGUUGUUAUAUUUAUAGGUCACCUUUCUAUUUCAAUAAAAACUCAAGGCAAUGAUUUUUCUUUUUAUAAUGGAAAUGUACAAUUUAAUAUUAAACUACUGUCCACUUAGAACAAAAUAAUGUGUUCUUAUUUUUCUCCUGUAUGCAUUAUUUUUCUACCUAUGAACGUGAACAAUAAAUUUGUGAUUAAAAAUCCCAAGCUAGACCAGGCCUAUAUAUUUGAAAUGAGGGCAAUUCCUGCAUGCAACCAUAACUUGAAAACUUUAAGCAAUGCGUUAAAGGAUAAUUAUUGGCCUUGAGGCUCUGUAUCAUGUAGAAGCACCAUAUGAUACCGUAUAUCUUUGUGAAAUUUUAAAAUUUAGAAUCCUGCCUUCCAUUUCCAUGGGUCUGUAUUAAGUGACAGGGACUGAGUGAACAGGACAAAUGUUAACAUUGUAUUGUGCCCAUACUUAUGGUAUCAACAAAAAAUGAAGGACAGUGUUUUAGAUUGACGAAUACCUUCUGUGACUCAGUUGCAUAUGAUUAUUUCUGUAAACCAAUCUGUGCCCUAACAGACUGUAGAUACAGGGAUGUCCGUCCCCCCCAAAUAAUAUUACCAAGUAUUACCAAAUAUUACCAACUGUUUUGCCCUCAGCAUUUUUAUGCCAAUUCCAACAUUAUCAAGCAUGGGAAUCAAAUCAGAAUACCACCAAAUAAAAAUGGUUUGAAGACUUUUAUAAUGUUACUCCAGUUGAGGUUUAUUUUUAUUUCGGAAUCUUCUGUGUGACUGCCAAGGGACUGUUUUUUCAAGGUUGAUGCUAUGGCUAUUUAUAAUGAAUGGGAGCAAAACAUGAUUGUAGAACUUGUAUAUUAUGAUAUUUCUGUCAAUUCAAUCUCUGUAAGUUGGUAUGUUGUAAUAUUUGCUACAGUUUAAAUAAAACUGAUUUGAAUUAAAAUA